This is a messenger RNA of Cherax quadricarinatus, 4217 nucleotides long. Its product is annotated as nephrin-like. NCBI's taxonomy places the organism in Eukaryota, Metazoa, Arthropoda, Malacostraca, Decapoda, Parastacidae. The record is from RefSeq and is a predicted model, not a curated record. Gene Ontology annotation, molecular function: protein binding.
CACACGGUGAACAUACGCUCUCUCCCUCUCUCCCUCUCUCCCUCUCUCACUCUCUCUACCCACUCCACCCCACACACACACUCACACCCACCCACACUCUCCCAGUCAGUGCUGAGAAGUGACUGGUGAUGGGAGUAACUGACAACCACCUCAGAUUAACUAACAAUCUGUUGACCACAAACAAACCACUUUUUUGACGAAAGUUUGAUGGAAAAUGACAUAAAAAUCUCCAGUGCAAUACACUGGCAAAGAUGCACCCUGUAAAAUUGUUAUACGGACAAGUGCAAAAGGCAAAGCCCAAGUGAGAGAGGAAAAAAAAUAAAAAAAAAAUAUAUAUAUAUAUAUAUACAAAAUAUACGUGUGAGGUGGAAGUGAGAAAGGGGAAAAAUAUUGAAUUAGAGUGAAACUCUCUGUCUCUCCAUUCCCUUCGGUGGAGUGCAUUCACCUGUCUUCCGGGAAGCUUCCUCUCGAGGAGACAGUCUUCCCUUCGAGGAUGCCUUGGCCCGUGGUCCUCUCCCUCCCGCUGCUGCUGCUUCUGGACACUCUUCACACCUUCACCUCCGCCCUUGAGAUGAAGAAGAUACCUGUGGUGGCAGUGACGGGCGUGUGGGGCGGGUCAGCGGCACUGCCCUGUGAUGUCUCUCACCCUCCUGAAGAUUCCAUCCUGCUGUUACUCUGGUUCCGAGAUCAUCGCACCACGCCUAUAUACAGGCUGGACGAACGAUGGCUGGGACGGGGUAAGGAGAGGCACUGGUCGGACGAGGAGGAGCUGGGUGCCAGGGCCGUGCUGGAAGUGGCGUCCUCACCGGCGCUGCUGAGAGUCUCCACACUGACUCUAGACGACCAGGGGCUCUACACCUGCCGUGUCGACUUCAAGAUGCAACCCACCAAAACCACACGUGUCAAUCUGACGGUUGUCGUGCCACCGGAGAGUGUAGGUGUGGUGGUGGGCGGUGUGGGCGGCCCACAGCUGGCAGUAACUAGCGUGGCUGGACCUUACCAGGAAGGCGACAUGCUAGUCCUCUCUUGUAUUGCUCACGGAGGUGUGCCUCCGCCAUCAGUGGUAUGGUUUGAGGAUACGCACCUCCUGGAUAGCCAUAUGGAAUCGCAGGAGGGACGCAGCACCACGGCAUCACCCCCAAUAGCAUCAGCAGGAGCGACUUCGAACUCCACCAGCCCCACUUCGGGAGUCCUCUCAGGGACGACCCAGCAAUCUUUAGCCAACCAGACAUCGCCGACCCGCGCCGGAGCAGGCCAGCCGUCGGCGCCACCAGCUGCCAUAGUCCCAUACAAUACGCUAACGCUAGGACCACUCACUCGCAACGACCUGAAGCUCUUGCUCACCUGUGAGGCCUCGAACAACAACCUGACGUUGCCUACGUCUCUCGUAGUAAUGGUCGACAUGAAUCUUCCAGCACUCUCAGUGGUGAUCCGAGCUCCUGAACCCCCUCUGAAGGCCGGCAAAGAGUACCAGAUUGUGUGUGAAGUCCGUGGAUCACGCCCACCGCCCACCAUCACCUGGUACAACUCCCACACCAGGAUACCAGACGCUGUAGAGACGACGUCCGUAGAUGGGAAUGUCACUACCAGCACCCUGGUCUUCACGCCCACGCCUGAAGACAAUAUGUCCUUUCUUCGCUGUGUGGCCGAGACUAGAUCAGUCCACUCCACCAUGGAAGACAUCUGGAACCUCACUGUACAUUAUCUGCCCACAGCAUCCGCCAACUUCGGUUCGUCUCUGGACUCCAGUAAUAUCAAAGAGGGAGACGACGUGUACUUCGAGUGUGAGAUCGAGGCUAAUCCCAGAGUCUCCCACGUCUCCUGGAGACACAACAACGAGGUGCUGGUACACAACGUUACCAGCGGAGUGAUCAUCAGCAACCAGAGCUUGGUGCUCCAGCGUGUGGUGAGGGCUCACGCUGGCAGGUACUCUUGUCACGCCCAUAAUGUUGUGGGAGACGCCAGCUCUAACUUUCUCAGACUUGAUGUGAAAUAUGCCCCAGUGUGUGCGCCUGGGCAGGUCACUACCUACCCCGUGGGACGCAACGAGGACGCGGAGGUGACCUGUUCUGUGCAGGCCAACCCGCUGCAGGCCACCUUCCAGUGGACGUUCAACAACACAGCCGACACCAUCGACGUCCCUCAAGGACGCUUCACUUCUUCCAGCAGCCACAGCGUCAUCACCUACACCCCGAUGACCUCCCUGGACUACGGCACGCUUCUCUGCUGGGCCUCCAACGAGAUAGGCACCCAGAGGGAACCCUGCGUCUUCCAUAUUGUGCCUGCAGGAAAGCCGGAGGCGCCAGGUAACUGCACGGUGGGAGGCAGGACACGCACCUCCGUCAGAGUGAAGUGUGUGGCUGGAGGCAGCGGUGGCCUCCUGCAAAGAUUUCUGCUGCAGGCUAGGCAACAUGACGGUCACCACCUCCUCAACCUCACGGCCUCCUCCCCGGCCUUCCUCGUGGAGGGACUGCAGGCUGGACGCAAGUAUGAUCUUAUUAUCACCGCCUACAAUGAGAAAGGUUCUAGUGUCCCCGCCCAUGUCACCGUCUCCAGCACCGGUGCGAACGGUUCUGUCUACCAGCCACACGACGGACCUUCCGAAGCGGAAGUUCGCGACGGCGGCAAGAACGGCGGCGGCAGCGCCAUCGGCGGCAGCAGCAGUGGCGUCAGUGGCGGCGGCAGCGGCGGCGGCGGCGUCAGCGGCGGCAGCAUCAGCAGCGGCAACAAUAAAUACCUGAGCGUCCUGGCUAUGCCUUCGCUAGUGCCCGCCGCUCUGGGCGUCGGGGCAGGCCUCGUCAUCAUCAUCAUUGUCCUCAUCGUCCUCAUCACGUUCCGCACGCGGCUACCCCGCCGCGGUCACCACCCUCACUGCCGCCACCCGCCGCCGCCCCCGCCCUGCCAUCCGGACACACCCACCCAAGAGACCGAACCAGAAGAGGACUCGCCGAAGUUGUCCAAGUCUCCUUCACUCAGUCACCGCCACAGCUGUCUCGAGCGAGACACACAGGUUGAGUCUGAGAGCGACGCUGACCCUGACGUGAUCCCGCUGCAGGAAGGCUGCAGACCGCCCGACACCGAUUCGGCGGCGUCUAUCCUGCUACCGCCCGACCGAUACCAGUAUGCUCCCAUCCCCGCCCGCGUUCCUGCUAUCCCUCGUUACGGCGGGGUAGGGACGGCAUCCCCUGCUGCAGGAACCAAGAUAGGGGACACCCCUUCUAGCUUCCCUUUGCCUUACGACACGGCGGAGACGUACAGUGCCAAGUGCCGGCACGUACAGGUCUCCACGCUGCCCAGAGCCAUGCCACACCCGCCGGGGAGAAAGUGCCGCCAGACUACCACCGUCAAUCCCCACCAAUUCCCCCCAGUGGGGAUAGAAGGGGGUCUCCUGCCUCCCCCGCCUCCGGUAGAGUACCAGAACUCCAGGAGUAAGCGCGGGUCCUUGUGUGGUAGUCACCCGGCCUGCGAGGACACUCCCACCACUCCACUCCUAGCCAAGCGAGAAAGCUCAGUAUGAUAUUCUGUAUGAUACUCGUUAUAAUACUGUAUGAGCUGAGUAUAAUAUACACAGUGUGAGCUCAGUAUGAUACUUAGUAUGAUAUUCAGAAUAAUACAGAGUAUGAGCUCAGUGUAAUAUACAUAGUAUGAUACUCGGUAUGAUACACAGUAUUACAGAAUGAGCUCAGUAUGAUACUAGGCACGAUACUCAGUAUGAUACAUAGUGUGGGUUCAUUAUAAUGCACAAUAUGAUACUCAGUAUGAUACACAGUAUGAUACUCAGUAUGAUACACAGUAUGAGCUCAGUAUGAUACACAGUAUGAGCUCAGUAUGAUACUAGGCACGAUACUCAGUAUGAUACAUAGUGUGGGUUCAUUAUAAUGCACAGUAUGAUACUCAGUAUGAUACUCAGUAUGAUACACAGUAUGAUACUCAGUAUGAUACACAGUAUAAUACUCAGUAUGAUACACAGUAUGAGCUCAGUAUGAUACACAGUAUGAGUGAAAGGGGAGUUAAAAAUAAACACCUUUUUGAUACAUAAUUCCUAUAUUAUACUGGACACAGGUGUACUUUUUUGAUGGCUACAUAGAAAAAAUUAUAUAAUACUUUUAUAACAUUUGUACUAAGGCCUUUUGUGUCGCUGGAGUGAGAGACACUUGAAAGAUAGAGAGAAAGAGAGAGACAAUCAUUUUCUAUAUUGCAAGUACAAAGGAGUAACA